AUGCAGCUUCUUGAAAAUGACUAUCGUUCAACUUUAUCUUCAAAACAAUCUAUUUCACGAAAUAGUAGUACUACAUCAAUUUCGUCUAAGAUUCUGUAUAUAUGUCCAUUAUCACUAGAUGAAAAUAAUUAUUCAUCAAAACUCGACAAUGAACCAAAAACAAAAAGAAGCUCAACUACACAUUUAAGUGUGAAUACAACCUUAUACAAUAUACGUAAAAAGUGUAAUUCAUUAAAUCAACUUGAUAAAUAUCUUCAAUGUCAUCAAAGUCGAUCCGAACCGACUUCUUUAGGAGUUACUUCAUUCGAGAAAAAGUCUGACAAUCAAAAAGCUACAUUACAACCAGUUGAAAUUGAGAAAUCCUUAAAUAAAGAUAAAAAGAUACUAGUGAAAAACAAUACUACAACAGAUGGCGCUGGUUUAUCGCAAGCUGACUCUAAAAAACAAUUCAAUCAUAAUAAUCGUAUGCGUUUACUUAGUUCUAGUGAAACACAGGAGUCUUAUACAAGGCUAUUUACCAAUUCUUCAUCUUCAUCCUCACAAUCAUGCUUAUUUCAACCUGGUUUUCAACCGAGUCUUGCUUCAACAGAAGGUCCCGUUGAAACCGUAAAAUGUUUACCACUUGCUUCUGCUUGUGAACCUGUCUUAAAAUACAUAUAUCUUUCUCCGAAAGAUAUCGAUUAUUAUAAAAAACGUCAAAACGAAUUACAUCAUACUGUUCAAGUACUUAUCGAACGUUUAAAAAUUCAAACAAAUGAAAAUAUCAAUCAAAUAUCAAAAUAUUGGUCUUAUCUAAAACAAUUAUGUUUGAAUGGUAUUCAACCACAAACGAGUUUUAAUCAACUAUGUAACUAUCUAAUAAAACCAAUCAAUUCAAAUAAACAAUUUGAAUAUUAUCUCAAACAAAAUGAUGAAAUUGGGGGUUUAUUACAAAUUAUGUCAAAUACAUUACAUGGGGUUCAGUACAGAUAUUCAUCGUCCACAAUAAAUCGGUUAUUUGAUUGUGAAGAGGAAAUGAUGAUAGACAAUUUACGUUCUGAACUUGAAUUUUUACUUUCAUCUUAUUUUGAUACACUUACAAUAAUUAAUGAAUUUAGUAGUUUCUCUCAAACUUCAUUACAAGAAGUGAACAAUUUCCAUUUGAGAGAAAUUAUUAAAAAUGAUUAUCCAUCUUUAGUUGAAAAAAUCUCUAAUGAUUUUAUUACAAAAGUUCCUCAAGUCGAUCAAAUGCUUGUAAAAAUGCUUAGAAAUAUAAAAAAACAUUUAUUUUGUGAUAAUUUUGAUGUAGUUAAUAAAAGUGAUAUUUGA
This is a messenger RNA of Rotaria sp. Silwood1, 1308 nucleotides long. NCBI's taxonomy places the organism in Eukaryota, Metazoa, Rotifera, Eurotatoria, Philodinida, Philodinidae. The record is from the annotation of a GenBank genome assembly.